Molecule: messenger RNA, 498 nt
Organism: Staurois parvus
Lineage: Eukaryota; Metazoa; Chordata; Amphibia; Anura; Ranidae
Source: the annotation of a GenBank genome assembly
AUGGCCCAACAUGACUUCCUUCCAUCUGCUCCUGGCCUUGGAAUGAUUGUGACUGUUAAGGCUCCAAAUAAAGAGAUAUUGCUGUCUAAACUGUAUGGACCGGAUGGGAAGUUUACAUUUACAUCACAUACUCCUGGAGAACAUUCCAUCUGCAUGCAAUCAAAUUCUACAAACCUUAUUGCCUUUGCUUCAAACAGAUUGCGCAUACACUUGGACAUUCAGGUUGGUGAACACCCUCUUGAUUACUCAGCUGUGGAUCCAAAUAACAAAGUGAAAGAAGUUUCCAACAUAUUAGAAAACCUUCAAGGGGAAAUGAACCAUAUCAUGAAAGAACAGGAAUAUCAGCGGGAGAGAGAAGAAUAUUACCGACAGAAGAGUGAAGACAUGAACAGCAAUGUUUUAUGGUGGGCUAUUGUGCAAACCGUCAUCCUCACCUCUGUUGGCAUCUGGCAGAUAAAACGCCUAAAAGAUUUCCUCAUCGCCAAGAAAGUUGUAUAA